AUGUCACGUCAGGAUAAAAACUUUGAAACAUUAUAUAAAUUUCCAAUUUAUGAAGCUGCAGCAAUUUCUGAUUUUGAAGCAGAAAUUGAUGGCAAAUAUAAAAUUAAAGGUGAAGCAAAACAAGCUAAAGGGCAUAGUGCUUAUUUACUUGAAGAACAACUUUCAGAUGUAUUUCAAUGUUCAAUUGGGAAUCUAAAAAGUAAUCAGACAGUAGUCAUCAAAAUCACCUAUGUCACUGAGCUUAAACAUGACUCAGAGAAUGAAAAAAUACGAUUUGUUUUACCAACUUGUAUUGCAGAAAGAUAUGGAUCUUCUUCUUCAACAGCUAAUGAUGGUAAAAAACUUGCACCUGAUGAUGUAAAAUAUUCUGGGAAAGCAAAUUAUGAACUAGAUUUAAAAGUUAAUUGUAAAAUGACCUCAACCAUCCAAUCAAUUGAGUCUCCUUCUCAUUUGAUCUCUACUGAGUUGAAUGUUGAUGGCAAUUCUAAAAUUUCUAAUGUUAUUUUGGCUGAACAUAUUACUUAUUUAGAUAAGGAUUUUGUUCUAGUUGUCAAGAUUUUAAGAAAUAUACUUCUAUUUAUUUAUUAG
Messenger RNA from Entrophospora sp. SA101, 588 nucleotides. Lineage: Eukaryota; Fungi; Glomeromycota; Glomeromycetes; Entrophosporales; Entrophosporaceae. The record is from the annotation of a GenBank genome assembly.